This is a messenger RNA of Linepithema humile (Argentine ant), 2599 nucleotides long. Its product is annotated as tyrosine-protein phosphatase non-receptor type 7-like. Lineage: Eukaryota; Metazoa; Arthropoda; Insecta; Hymenoptera; Formicidae. Gene Ontology annotation, molecular function: protein tyrosine phosphatase activity; protein kinase binding. Gene Ontology annotation, cellular component: plasma membrane; cytosol; cell junction. Gene Ontology annotation, biological process: signal transduction; peptidyl-tyrosine dephosphorylation. The record is from RefSeq and is a predicted model, not a curated record.
GGCUAUCGCUGUUUCUAUUGGUCGACAUUUCACUCCUGCGUACUACACGCGAGAGAUUGAGAAGAGCCCAUGCAGUCGCGAGAAAUCCUACAAUUGGAGCGGAAGUGCGAGUCGAGAUAUUGAAGCGUCUCCUUCUUGGACAAUUUUGACGGAAGGAAUUUGCGCGAGCGAGCUUGGCCCGAUUACGGCUCCGUUGCAAUAUGGUCGUGUUAUCGUACGCGCGACCGCCGUUUCCGAACCAUCGUACACGUGGAUCGCACAUCGCCGUCAAUCACACGGCGUUCGCGAUACUGAUGUACACGCUGUUGGCGAAAGAUGACAGGAGGGUUUCCUUGACUCAUCACUAUGCCAAUGAUAUAAAUUAUUACGAUGAAACAAUUAACAGCGAAAAUAUAAAUCUGCUGGAAAAAUUUUAUUUAAUCACCGAACGGAAGUGGCAUAAGGACACAGUGGUGUUCAUUUCCUUAUUGCCAUUUACAAAGGGAAUGCCUGCGAGAUCUCAUCACAAGAUCCAACAGUCCGUGACGGGACUGGAUGAUGUUGGAAUGGAUCUCCAAAUGGCUCAGCUUAGUAGUCAAACAGACAAGGAGGUGCAUACUAGGACGACUUUAUCAUGGCUAGACUGGCAAUUGCCUUUCUUUGUAACGCUUUGUGCCAUCGCUGGCACUAUCUUUUUUACAUUUUUAAUCUUGUUAUGGCUGCGGAAACAAAUGUCGCGUGAAAAAGAUAGCGAAGAUGGUGAUCGGCAUGGCCUGGUAGAGGAAGGUGCCAUUUGUCAGUCGGACAAGUUAACCAAAGACGUGAAAGAAUCUGUGGAAGCCAAAUGGGUUCACGAAGCACUCACGAAGCCGCCUGCAUCUACGCACUCUAUACGAUCAAUUCCUCAAACAUCAGGUUUACCGGAGGUAAUGUCCCUGGCGACACCUGAACGUAGACCGGAAGCGAUACGUAUAAAGGCGAAGGGAUUGCUGGAACGGCGUGGGUCAAGCACGAGUUUAACCAUAGAAUUAGCACAAGCUCCCGAGAGUCCACCACAUGUGGUCACACCUACACGAGAAUGUACAGCGGAGGAAUUCUUACUCAGCGCAGGAAACGUGCUGUCGAGAGCUCAGCUUAAAAGAGCUGUUAAUAAUCCGACAGCGUUGCACAAGGAGUUUUGGGAAGUGCCGUUAAAUCUACCGGAGAAAGUGGAAAUUAGCGGCUCAGGAGUGAAGAACCGAUACUGUACUGUUUUGCCGAAUCCGCAAUCGAGAGUAAUUCUACCAGGUUCUUCCGAUGAUCCUCUCACAGGCUACAUAAAUGCUAAUCAUAUUCGAGGAUACGACGGCGAGGAUGGUAGAUACAUCGCGACGCAAGGACCAUUAGCUCACACGGUAGCAGAUUUCUGGAAAAUGAUUUGGGCGGAAAGAGUUCCUGUAGUUGUUAUGAUAACCAGACUACACGAAGCAUCUAAAACGAAAUGCGAUGCGUACUUUCCCUUUGACAUGAAUAGUCGCAUACAAGCUGGACCGUUUACCGUAAUCGUCAACUAUGUCGACACGAGGGACGGGUAUACCGUCAGAACUAUGGAGAUCAGGCACGAGGAAGAAAGACGACAUUUGCAGCACUACUGGUACGAUUCAUGGCCAGACCACGCCGUACCUCAAGCCGCGGAUGCACUUGUCAGUAUGGCCGCGGAGGUAAACUCUUUGCCAGGACCAGUGGUCGUCCACUGCAGCGCGGGUAUAGGACGAACUGGAUGUUUCAUAGCAUUAGCGAUAGGAAUGAUUCAACUUGUCAGGGAUGGAAAUGUCGACGUAUUGGGUAUUCUGUGUCAGAUGAGAUACGACAGAGGAGGAAUGGUACAAACGGCUGAACAAUACGAGUUUGUUCAUCGUGCACUUUAUCUUUUCGAGCAGACGCUAGACAGCAAAUCGUCGACGUCGAAUGAUUGAACGGAUUUUAUUCUAGGAAACUAUCUUUUUCUCUCUUGAAAGAGGACUUGUUGCCUAUGAGAGUGUCACUUCGCCCAAGAUGUGCAUGCGUAUCUGCCGCAAAAGCGAUAACUUCUAAUGAAUCUCAAUCUCAGCCCGUGAACCGGCGCUCCUCAUCUUUAUCUCAACAUUCAGACGAGUCAAAACUCGUUUAAUAAGCUGCCAUUUACUACUGCCAUGACAAAUCGUUGACAAUUAAUAUCAAUCACAAAGCUAAAAAGGAAAAGAAAUCGGGUUUCACCGCGUUGGAGUGCAUUUUCUAGGCAGGUGCUUUCUAAAACUGAAGAAUUACGAAUAGCUAACGGAGAGACCGUUUACGUUUAUAAUGACGCGCGAUAUGAAUCGAUAUGUAUGUCUAAGUCGAGAUCGGAUUAUUUUAUAUAAGUUACGAAAAGAGUUAUAAAAAGAUAAAACUUUAGACACAGUGAUUUAAGUGUAUUCGCGAUUCGUAAAACAUUUAUAUUAUCUAUUUGAAGAUCAGUUUCUAAACUUGGAAAAUUUAAUUAAUCAUACAUUCCUCGUGUGUUAUAAAAUAGCUAAUAAGUUCGGAUAAAAUUUCAAACAAAAUGUAUAGAAACACUUUCGCGACUGUAACAACUGUAAUAACAAUAUUCUUCGCUAUAGCG